AUGGACGCCUCGGCCGCCUCGUUGAUCACUACGGUCAACAAGGGAAGACUGUCGCUAACAGACGUCUUCGUUUUUCGGCUGAACUUUGCGCAGCCGGAAAAAAAAAUGAAGAAAUUUCCGUUUGUUAACUUUCCAAAGUGCCUUGGCAUGUCGGAGGGCUGUUUGAAAGAAACACCUGUUUCUGAUGUUUGCAGUUAUUUUUUCCUUCCUCAUCAUUGCUACAAAGUUGUAGCCUAGGAGACGUGCGACGCAAGUUUUUGGGAGUUUCCAAGGAUAAAAUAAGCUCUUUUUUGAUAAUACGAUUUUUUGAUAAGGGUUAAAGUUUAGGCUGGAAUUUUUUCAAAAAAAAAACCUUGAAAUACUGAGAAAAAUUUUUUUCAGUUUGAGAGUGAUUUGAAUAAUGAAAGCUAAAUCUAAUUUAAAUCGAGAAUAACUGUGACUGUUUGAAACUUUCAGUUGAAGUGAAAUUUAUAUUAAAACUGAAAAACAUGUCCUUUUACUGAAGAAAAAGUCUCAAAGAAGUCCUUUUUUUCUUAUUCUCCCGGAAAGUCAAAUUGACAUAAAGAAUUUUUCAUGUCAAAGAUCUUCACGAAAAGUCACAAACAACAUACUUAUUAAGAAACCGAAAUGCAGUCUUUAAAAUCGAUAGGCUCAAAAUAUCGCUACGGGUAUGCACUGAUUUUAAGCACUACAACGAGCGAGAGGAAAUCGAUUCGUUAAAACAGUUAUUUUAAGCUAGUUGAGUUUUUCCUCGCCGUAGAGAUUCAGUGGACACGUAAAAAUGAUUCCUAGCCAAAAAGCCAACAUUUAAAAAAUUAAACAUCCAGGGCUCGACGAGAACUGGGUCCGACAGUCGGACGUCGGCCUUCCGAAGCCCGACGUCGUGCUCUUCUUUCGACGUCAGCUCUGAAGUGGCCAGACAACGUGGGGGAUUCGGAGCGGAACGACUCGAAUGUGAAACUCUUCAGCAGAAGGUCGCGGCAAGAAUGAAGGCGUUGCGGUCGGAAAAUUGGAAAGUUUGUGGAAAGGGGUUGAUGUUGAUUGAUUUCGCAAUCUCUGCAGACGGUGAAUGCCGACGGAACUUUGGACGAGGUCGAACUUCUGGUCCGCAACCUCUAUCAGAACAUUGACCGUUCCCAGCCUCUGACUAGCCUCGAUUCGAUUUGA
Caenorhabditis auriculariae is the source of this 1167-nucleotide messenger RNA. The record is from the annotation of a GenBank genome assembly. NCBI's taxonomy places the organism in Eukaryota, Metazoa, Nematoda, Chromadorea, Rhabditida, Rhabditidae.